Messenger RNA from Zasmidium cellare ATCC 36951, 444 nucleotides. RefSeq lists its product as uncharacterized. Bases 1 to 444 code for a protein of 147 amino acids. Lineage: Eukaryota; Fungi; Ascomycota; Dothideomycetes; Mycosphaerellales; Mycosphaerellaceae. The record is from RefSeq and is a predicted model, not a curated record. The transcript has a single exon.
AUGACGGAGACACGCAAUGUCGCCAAUCUCAAAGACGAGAAAGAGAUCCGUCGUCGCUGCUCUGACAUCCUUCAUGAGUUCUUCGACAUGGUCAAUUCCCGCCAGCUGAACCCCGACCACGCCUUCUGGAUUGAGAACAUCUCACCAAACUACACGUACACCGGGCUCCAUGGCAACUUUUCCUUUUACGAACCGAUCGACCUUAAGAACCAACUACGCCAAUUGGAGGCUUUAUAUCUCACCGAAUCGCCCAAUUUCGAGUUGAUCAUCAUCCACCUUGACACUGAGAGGGAGAGCAGCGACUUGAGGACUUAUAUGCAGUAUGACAUUCGCGACUCGCCUGAGGGAUUGACCAGGCAAAGCGCCGCCCAAAUCAAAUGGAGUCUUGAUGACGGAAAGCUUAAGAUACUUGAAGUUCAAACGAUGGCCGGGGCAGCGCUGUAG